This is a messenger RNA of Linum trigynum, 5459 nucleotides long. The record is from the annotation of a GenBank genome assembly. Lineage: Eukaryota; Viridiplantae; Streptophyta; Magnoliopsida; Malpighiales; Linaceae.
UUAGCUAUAUGUGAGAAUUGUAUAUGUUAUAAUGAAACACAAUAAUUGAGUAGUUAGAGUUGGAUAAUAUUGGUUGAAGUAGGUCCAUUACGGAUCCCCACAUUUCAACAUUUUAUUAAUAUAUGUUGUUGCUAUGUACAAUAAACCUAAUUAGUUAAGCACAUAAACAUUUGUUGCUAAUUAGUCAAUAGUUUACCAUGUGACUUCUUCUCUUCUUCCCAACCACCCACAUCAAUCCACUCCCCACACAUGUCACCCCCUUAAACCCUUACAAUUAAUCAAAACAUCUACUUCAAAAUUAUAUUUGACCCUCUUUAUAUUAUUAAUCAUUUGGAUCAAACCAAUCUUUGAUAAGCUCCAUUAUACAAUUUGGGUUUUCAUUUUUCAGAAGGUAUGAACAUGGAGUAGACCGAACCAAAAUCGAAAGGGUAAAGAUGAGAAUAACUAGAGUCAGAAUUUAUCAGUUUUCGGUUACAUUUUAAUGUUGAUAGUAGUGGCUAGUGGUAGGAAAUAAGGCAUCUCAAUCAAAGUGCAAAAGAACCUACCAAUGCCUUACUAAUGCAAAUGUGAUUAUUAUUCCCCACCCCUCUUAGUCAAAUAUCAACUUGCACUAAAAUGGCUUUGGUUGUUGCCAAAUCAAGUGUUGGAGAAAAGCCAAAUGAAAAGAAUAGGAAUUUAGCUUAGCUUGGAUUACAAGGGAUCCUGCAUCAUUUAAUAACGUUUAAUCCCAUAGAUUAAUUGUGGCGACAAUGAUUACCCUUUACCCAUAUUCUAAUAUAGUAAUUUAUUCCUUCUUAUGCGUGAAUUGUGUUCAAGAAAGGCACCAUGUCUCUUUUGCUUUUAAUUAAGAUUACAUAAUAAUUCUCAUGAAGAAGAUGACAUAUUAAUGAUAUAGAUAUAAUUAGCGUGCACAUAAUACAUUUGUAACAAUCUUUUAUGGGUGUCUCAACGAAUGAGAAAAUGAUUAUGUAUGCACUUUGAAACUAGGAUGACCAGAUUCAAAGUUAGAUACCAUGACUUCUCGCCGCGCCGACUUCAUUAUACGAGUUUUGUCUUCGCUAAAUCACUUGCUUGCACUAGAAACAACCAUGUAUGUUAGAGAUUCAUAUGAUAAUUUGUCUUUUUUUUUCAUUAAAAAUAUAUCUUGUUCAAUUGAAUGUCAUUAUCACUUCUUAUCGACAUAACAAUCAAAUAGCAUAGUUGUCAAGUAUCAAAUAAAAUGAGGUUUUCGUCUGAAUUGAAUUUAGAUUCUCGAUAUCGUCUCUCCAUUUUCUUUUUUUUUUCUUUAAAUAUCUAGUUUUGAUGAGUUUUCAACAAAUGAUCUCUACAUUAACAAGACAACAUUAAAUUCGUAUAACAAAAUUUUUACUAAUAGUAUGCAACUAUGGAUUUGUAAAAACCAAAAGAAAUACUAGUACGAAUCAAUUGGUCUCUUUCUUUCCCCGCUGUCUAUCAAUGGAGAAAGAAAGGCCAAGAAAUAUCAUAAAGCCCAAAUUACAAAAGGCAAGAAAUUGAUAGUGCAGCGAAACGAGUCUCUCAUAAAUCAUAAUCAUAACCAGCCACCUUAUUGUGAUGGUAUGUCUUGUCCGUUUCACAGCUUUCAUUUUGAGUACUCGCCCGUGCUUACACACAGAUUUGCUUCUUCCAAUCCCCGCGCCCCUCUUUCUCGUCCUUCUUCAUACCUUCUUGUCCAUUUCCGUUUGGCCUCAACAACUCCCAAUUCCUGCUUUCCCUCCCUCCAUGGUGCUUCCCACUUGCUAACCCUCUGCUUCAGCUCAGCUGCUUCUUGAAGGUACCCACUUUUCUACUCUGUUCCAGUUUUCAUGCAUGGGUUUUGGUUUUCCUUGUCGAUUCCGAAUUCCUUCCAUGGCUUCGUUUUUCUUGUUUAUUGGGGGGAAUUUUGUGGUGGGUUCUCUGAUUUUCCCCUGCUCUUGUCUCAAAUGGGCUCUCUUCUUCUCCUCUGUAGCUCUCUCAUAUCUGUCUGUCCUGUAGAGUUGAUAACAGUUGAAUUGUGGGGUUUUGUUUUUGUUGGGGCUAUGGACCAUUUUACUCUUUUUUUUCUGUAGUUAAUUGGUGGUUGCUUUCCAUGUCAUUAUUCAACUGAUAGCAGAUCGGUGUAAGCUCAAACGUGCCAAUCAUGGAGUCCUCUAACUCUAAGAAUCAUCAUGUGGAAAAAUCGCCUCUUCUCAAAGAGGUUGCUGAUUUGGAGACACAGUUUCUGGGGAUGAUCCACUCAUCCAAGGUUUUAUGGCAUUCUGAGGUUCAACUCCAGUAUAAAAAAAUAUGUUCUUGUUAUGAGAAGCUUCUUGUUCUUGGUGAUCACAAGCUGGAAGAGCUUCAAGAUGUUGAGUACUCUCUAUGGAAGCUCCACUACCGCCUUAUUGACGAGUUUCGCAAGAGAUUGAGACGAAUUCCUGAUAAUGGAGAACCUACUGCUGAAUCAGUUGACGGGUUCAAGUCAUUUCUAUCGGUAGCAAGUUUAUAUUACCAGAAUUUGAUUCUUAACCUUAGGAAAAACUAUGGCCUCCAGGAGAGCUUUACUUUAGGUAGUAGAAAUGGUGGAAUGCAGGACAAGAAGCUUCAGUUUUUGUGGCAUCGGUUUCUAGUUUGUCUAGGGGAUCUUGCUAGAUACAAAGAACAGCAAUGUGAGAAAUCGGGUCAACCAAACUGGUCCGUUCCAGCUAGCCAAUACUUGCAAGCUACAUUGGUUUGGCCUUUCAAUGGCAACCCUCACAAUCAGUUGGCAGUGUUGGCUACAUAUGUUGGAGAUGAGUUCCUAGCUUUGUACCAUUGCAUAAGGAGCUUAGCUGUUAAAGAACCUUUCCCUGAUGCAUGGAAUAACCUUCUCUUACUAUGUGAAGAAAACAGGUCAUCUCCAUUAGCUUCCAUUUCUAGUGAUGCAGAUUUUGAUUUCUUGAAACAAGCAUCUAGUGGCCAAAUGACAUCAGAUUGCAAAGUCAUGAAAGAACAAGAGGAGGAAUCCAGUAAUGGAGCGAAUUUGUGGGUUCUUAUUAUUAGAGUCAUAAGCUUCUUCCUUAUCGAUUCCAGUUUGGAGGAGUUUCCUAGUACUUUUGCAUCUACCAUCAAGGAGCUGGAAACAUUACUCUCAUUAGAUGAUACUAAGCUGAAAGCUACCAUGGAAUCCUAUCACUAUAUGGAUUCAACUAGAACGGAACCUUUCCGAACACUUCAAGUCGUGUGCAUACUCAUCUUUGUGAUUGAGCAUCUCAAAAACAGAAAGGAAGAAGUUAAGGAGUCAAUGCAAUGGGCAUUGACUUCUGCAUUCAUGAUAAUGGGACGCCUCGUGGACAGAUGCUCGAAGGCCACGCCUUCAUCCUCGUGCACCCUGUCACCAGCUGUACUCAUUUUUAUCGAGUGGUUAGAAACCACCUUUGGGGACGUUGAAAAAUAUGGCUCGGAUGAUAGGACCACUGUGACCAUAGCCAUAUCUUACUUCUUCAGCUCUUUGCACGAGCUACUGAAGAAGCUGGAUGCUGAAAAGAAUGAAGGUGAUGAGUGUGAAUUCAAUCGUCCUCUGUGGGAAGACCAAGAGUUGAGAGGGUUUGCGCCUAUAGCUCCUUCUUGUGCUGCAUUAGAUUUUUUCUCAACUCAUCAUCAAGGCCCGGCAGACAGUUUUGAGAGUGGGAAACGAAUCCGUGCUUGUAGAAUAAUCAAUGCUGCCAAGAAGAUUUCUGAGAGAUCUAAUGGUGACCAGAACUGGUUCACCUAUGACUCUUGUAGACAGACAAUUGAUGCAGAAGAAGGUAUAGCAUCAGUUGCUAGCACAGACAAUGGCACAGCUGUGACGGAUGAGAAAUCAAGUAACCAUAGGGCAAAUGGGAAAUCUGCGGCUGGCUUUUUAGAUGAGGAAGAAGUCAUUCUUUUCAAGCCUCUCACUAGACAUAACUCUGAACCUAUAUACAAGAGCUCGGGCGACAGUUUCGAAGAUCCCAUGUCGCCUUCAGGGGAAGCUGGGAACCAGGUAGUAGCUGCUGAUGAGUGUUUGAGACGUGCAACUUCCCUACUGAUGGCACAAAAUCAGGCUCAAGGUGAUAACAACAACAAUGGGUUUUCUUUCCAUUCAGACCUCACUAGUUUCAGGCGAAACAACAACAACAACUUCCAGCAGCCUAUGAAUGACACACUUACCAGCAUGUUCUCAGAGCCUUCUAUCUCCCCUUCAUUCGGCUCCACCAUCGCAGCAGGUCCUCCCUCACUCAAUGCUUGGGUCUCACCUUCCUCGUUCAGCCACGAGAAAGCAAGAGGGAAAACUGUCAAGCAAACUUUAGCACCCAUUGAAGAAGCAGUUGCAGCAUCUUCAUCAUUGCGCGAGCUCUCUCUCAGUGAACCAGAGGAAAAUACUGCCACCAUCUCAGGCCAUUCGCCUUACUCAUCUCCACUUCCUUCAGCACCAUUUCUGCCUGAUGAUGAUGAUGGUGCCACCUGGCUUAGAAAUGGUAACAUUCCAAUACUGCCACCGCCUCAUUUCUCGGAUCAUCAGCAAACAUCAGCUGGCUUCUCGAAUUGGAAUGGUCCUCCUCAGGAUUACACUUACUAUCCUCCUGGAUUCACAUACCCACCACCACAACAACAGCGUAGAAUGACUUCUGCCGAGUGGCUGAGGCAAUACAGGGAGAACAACCCUAGGGCCAAUGAUCAUAUGUGGCAGCCCCCGAGUUAUGCUAGUCACGUUAGUCCUGACCAGCAAUGGGGGAUUCCACCGCCAUUGGUUUAUGACCACCCGCCAUUGAUGAUGCAGAUGGGGUUCCCUCAAGUUCAUGGUUACUUACCAAGCAGGCAGGGGUUGUAUGGGGAGAGUCCUUCGUUGUAUGAGCCGGAGCCAGAGCCACUGUUGCAGUAUCUUAAGGAGAAAGAGUGGCUGAUCCACCAUUAAGAUUCAAACUUUAGAGGACCCUCGUUCAUGGGUAGCUAGAGCUAAAUACUUCACCUGAAUUCGAGUAAAUUUGUGUCAAUGAGAUCUUAGUUGUUAGUUGGUAAAUGAAAGAUUAUGUGCGUACGUAUUCAUGCAUGUAUCUAUGUAUACCAGUAUAUGUUAUGAAGGAAGAGGUUCAGAAAACUGAAGAACGUAGAAGUAGUAGAAGAAUGUCUUCUUUCCGUUCAUGUUGGGACAUGCCUUCUUGAGCCAUGCGACUAGGGAUGGCAACAAAACCCAAACCCACGGGUAUCCACCCGACUCAAGCCGGUCAACGCGGGUAAAACCCGUGUUGACGGGUUUUGGGCCGGGUUUGGGUUUAAACCCACUACACUAUUCACCGGGUUGAAGUUUGGGUUUAGGUAAACCCGCACCAUGGGUACCCGCCCACACAUAUAAUUACUUUCCCGGUAUAUUUAAUAUUCUAAAUAAUAUAUCUUCUUUAAACAACUAAUAUUAUUUAUGUUUGUGGAGACAUACAUAAUUUGAUCUUUCUAAUUAUUUAGAAUGAAGUUGAUAUUAUGGA